Molecule: messenger RNA, 6804 nt
Organism: Peromyscus californicus insignis
Lineage: Eukaryota; Metazoa; Chordata; Mammalia; Rodentia; Cricetidae
Product: cytochrome c oxidase subunit 6C-like
Exons: 1
Coding region: 5967-6209 (80 amino acids)
Biological process (GO): mitochondrial electron transport, cytochrome c to oxygen
Source: RefSeq, a predicted model, not a curated record
UAGGUUCCUGGAAGCCAGUCAAAGCACCAGGGACAGUCCCGGUUCCUGUCACUGAUAGAUCAAGCUACACAAUGGUCACACAUAUGUAGAGGGCCUAGGUCAGUCCCAUUUGUGCUCCCUAGCUGUCGGUCCAGAGUCUGUGAGCUCCUAUGAGUCCAGGCUAGUUGUUUCUGUGGAUUCCCUUGUGAUGACCUUGACCUCGCUCCCCACCCCACCCCCAGCUCCUAUAAUCCUUCCUCCCUCUCUGUAACAGAAUUCCCUGAGCUUGGCCUAGUUCUGGGCUGUGGAUCUCUGCAUUUGUUUGCAUCAGUCACUGAAUGAAGACUCUCUUACCACAACUGGAGUGGUCACUAAUCUGAUUACAGGAGAUGGCCAGUUCAGGCACCCUCUCCAUUAUUGCUAGGAGUCAUAGCCAGGGUCAUCCUUGUAGAUUUUUGGGAGUUUCCCUUGCACUAGGCUUCUAUCUGACCCCAAAUGUGUCACCUAUCAAGACAUCUCUUCCGUUACUCUCCCCCUCCAUCCACGCCCCAACCCAAUCCCUCAUGUUUCUGUCUCCAUCAGCUCCCAGUCUACCCAGGAGACCUCUUCUGUUUCCCCUUCCCAAGGAAAUCCACUUAUCUCCAUCUCACUUUAUAAUUUUAGUUCUUUGUGUUGGUAACAUGACUUUCAUCCCAGUACUUGGAGACAGGGGUAGCGGGGUGGGAGGUAGGGGGUAGGCAGAUGGCUGUAAGUUUGAGGUGAGCCAGAGCUACAUAGUGAGACUUUGUAAACAAUCAAGCAAACAACAUCAAAAGCAGAAAAGAAGAGAGUAUCAGAUCCUUGGGAGCUGGCAUUACAGGCAGUUGUCAGCCCAAUAAGGGUGCUGAGAACUGAACUUGGGUCCUGUGGAAGAGUAGCAAGUUGUUUUUGUUUUGUUUUAACAAUGGAAACAUCCUUCUAUCCCUACCCAUACCAUCACUUGCUUUAAUCCCCCCAUCUCAGAAAAUAAAGCUUUUAUUAGAUUAUUUAUAGUCGAACUGCUCUGAAUGUGUCACUCUCCUCACUUUGGGAAGCUAGCUGCAAUGUGAUUUUAAAGAUAUUUGACAAUAAAGCCUAAGUUAUCUCACUAUAUUGUCUUUAAUAAAAAUAUAGACCCAAGCAAAUGAAUUUAUAAUUUAAAAUAAAUUAGUUAUCUGCAGUCAAUGACUUCUAUGCUUGUUCUUAGUUAUUGAUUUAAAAAAUAACUUUCACUGAAUUAAGCAAAUAUUGUAAUUUCAAAAAUACAUAGUACACUCUAGGUUUUGUAUAAUGGGUACAUUCUGUAAUAAAUCUUAAUUAUCAAACUAGUAUUUAGCCUGUUUACUAUUCUGCUUUUGGUGAGCUUUGUUGAUAGCAUCUAACUUGUCGGGCUUUGAUGUCAUGCUUUGCAAUGAGUUUUAAUUUGAUUCAUUAACACGGGAAAAUCAUUGUUCCUCAGAGAAGUGUGAAGUCUUAUGUACCAAAAUAUACAAUAUACAUCCGUUAUUUCAGGGAUUUCUUUUCACCAUUCCAAAGUGUUGCUGAUGCCUGUUUCCUUGACAACCAGGUGAUGUGAGAACUGAAAUGAAUGAGUGCAUGUGAGGUGUAGACACAAAGCUAUUGUAGGUGUGUAUAGGAACUAUUGGAGCAACCUCGUUUUCUUUUGUGCACAACGAUGAUAAUGCUCAUGAAGGAACGUCAGCAGUUUCCAUGGUGCCAAGUGGGUAGGUCCACAUGGCAGUUAAUACUUGUAUGUUGCAAUUCUAUAUAUGUUUCUUACUACUGUUCACUUCUUUUCUCCAGGUGUUCUCUUAAAAAUUAAAAGCAAUAUGUGUGUGGUGUGUGUCUGUGUAUUAGCACACACAUGACAUGGCAUACAUGUAGAGGCCAGAGGACAACUUUAGGAAGUCCAUUCUCUCCUUUCACUGGGGAUCAAAACCCAGGCAGUUGCUGGGCGGUGGUGGCGCACGCCUUUAAUCCCAGCACUCGGGAGGCAGAGCCAGGCGGAUCUCUGUGAGUUCGAGGCCAGCCUGGUCUCCAAAGCGAGUUCCAGGAAAGGCGCAAAGCUACACAGAGAAACCCUGUCUCGAAAAAAACCAAAAAAAAAACCAAAAAAACAAAAAAAAACCCAGGCAGUCAGGUUUCUGUGGUAAGCAUCCACUCAAGCUACCUCUCCAGCCUGUUAUUCUUAUGUCACACAUACUCAUCAACUAGCUUAUAGUAGGAAAACUAGGCAAACACUUGGUCUUUUUCCUUUCAUGUGUGACGUACAAUUAGGCAUAGCAUGAUAGUUUCUAGUGAUCUUAGAUGACAGCAAGAGCACAUAGUUCAAAAUGUAUUAUGGCAAUCAGGAGUCGUGCCACAUGCCUAUAAGCCUAGAACCCAGGUAGCUGAGACUAAAGGAUGAAAUAUUAGACCCUGUCUCAGACCAAAACAGAUUAUGAAGAGUAUAAUGUAAUGUUCAGCUAACCCCUAAAUCUGAGGCAGUUAUCAGAGACCAUGUAUGCCACAUGGCAGUUAUCAGCUACCAUGUAUGCCACAUGGCAGUUAUCAGAGACCAUGUAUCCCACAUGAUCUGUAAGCCCAUGCUUGUUAAGGCCUUGUGGCCAAAUGCUAAAGUCAUGCUCACAUUCAGAAAGAUGUGUCUGUUAUCCACAAAAAUAUAUCAGUGCUUCUUCCCAGAGUAGAAGGGAUCAAGUGAGAUCCACUGCUAAGUGACAAUUUGGUUUCAUGAAGGGACAGCACCUUAUUAGUGGCUCAAUUUUGGUCUCUGUGGCCAGCAAGUUGGAAUUCAGCAGCAGCACUAACCCUUUCCACCUCUGUGAGUUGGAACCCACGUGGAUUGUCCCACUCCCCAGUUUGUGCUCUCUUAUGCAAUGUCAUGGUGGUUGGUGACAGCGCCUUUUCAGCUGACCCAAGUAUUCUUUCUGUCAGGUGUCUCUUGUCUUUCCCAUGGUGGGAACUGUCCACAUCAACACUUGCAGAAGAGGACUGGGCCCACUGAGAAACUGGUUAGAGUCAUAAAAAGACCCCAGUGGGGAUCAUAUAUGAAAUUUUCAAGAAACUAUUGAAAAGAAGAACAAAAAAAUGGCCAAAAAAUUCAAAUGAAAACAUAUACUCUACUCACAUGAAUGAAUCAUCUCUGAGAAAAAGAGAAUGCCCUGUAGUAGAGAGACCUGUCACAUGCAAGAUUGUGAAUCUGACCUCCAGCACCCACCCCAAAUACAAGCAAAAGCUUAUCUGUCAAACCUCUUAAACUGACUGAUGUGGGAAGAGAAACAAUAUGAGAAUCAGGAGUGGGAAUAAACAUGAAAAAUAUACUUUACUACUGUCAAUAGUAGUUUAAUAUAAUUUCAUAUUUUAAAACUGUCUAUAUUUUAAAAUAUAAAUAUCGACGAUAGGUUCAUAUACAAGCUUCUUUUGGAAGAUGAAGUACAUUGCAACUCUACUGAUUGCCUAGAAGUGGGAAAUUUGUGUUACUUCAAACUCUCCCAAGUGGAAGUUUUACUUAAGUUUCUGUUCAAACAGCUAAUGCUUAUCUGGGAGUUUUGCAAAUAGCCUUUGAUUAAGGUUUCUUAUUUGUUCAAGACUAACCAAGGUCUGCACUUACAAUCAACGUUAGUCCCUUAGGAAUGAUGACUUCCUGUGUUUUGAGUCAAUUACCUAUAUUAUAUACAUGUUAACUUUAAAGGCAAUAAAUACGAAUUAAUAAAUAUGCAUCUUGGAUGUUCUUAGGUUUAGCCUAUAAAUUAAUUUAGAUACCAUUACUCAUCAUUUAUGCACUUAUUUGUAGAUUUUACUCUUUUUUUGAAAAAGUGGGCAUUUAAGAAUUUAGAAGAUAUUUGUAUUAUAAGGACAUGAGUCUCUAAAUUUGAAUAUUUUCUUGAUUGGCAUUCCUUAGCUUUAUGUAAAAUGAUACUGCAUUUUCUCACCCUUACAAGGCUGAGGUAAUACUUUCCAAUUUGCCAUGUUCGUCUUUUUCAUUGUAAAAGUUAGGGUUUCACAGAGAAUUAUUACAGAGGGCAUGUUAAUUAUUUAUACACAUAUAUCAUUUUAUUUCCUCCACUUUUUAAAACCUCUGCACACGGGACUCUUUAAAAAUCCCCUAGUUUGACAGUUGGCAACUAGUCAACACUGAGCCCACUUCCUGUGAAAGGACAUUAUUUUGCAUGUCCUUGGAGACUGGAUAAUUAAUGUGUAAUGCUUUACUUAAAACUGUAAUUAAGUUUAAAUUAAAAUUCUUUGGGUUUUUAACAGAGAAGGAAGUAUUUUGGUGCCCCUUUCACUUAAAUGUAAUAUUUGCCAGCCUGUCUGGGCCAAACCACCUCCAUUUAUAGAUACUUAUAUUGUUGUUUUAAUGUUGGCAUUUGGUCUGGAAACUGUAAGAAAACUUUGUUAUUUUCUUCCUACCUUCAAUUACAGCUGUUUCCCUUCAGUUUUUGGUAAGGACAAUGUCAAACAAACUACCUGUUGCCAUUCACUGUUCAUCACUAUUAUUAUUGCAGGUAGAAAUGUACUGAUUAAUCUUUCCUAGAAACUUCAGUUACACUACAAAGUAAGGAACACCUCCAGGCUGUUUUCUUUCUGUUUGCCAAGGACUUGGGUUCAUUUGCAGAUACUGCUCCUCAGUUAUUCCAAUAUCCUGCUCUGCUUGUCAUGAAUUAGGUUUUUAUGAAGUCCUGCCUUAUGGUUGUGAAGAUUCGUGAAAGCUCACCGGCGAACUCAUCAGUCCAAGGAUCAAAGACACAUUCUGCUUUGUUUCCGUCUUAGGUAUAUGCCUCAGCUCCACCUUGUGGGGCUCUUAACAUGUUCUGAACUCUAAAUAUUUUAACUAACACUCACAGUGGAUGAAAUCUAUUGUUAUUUUAUUCUUCCACAAUUUGUGAGUGACUGAAUAAAUUAAAAAAAAGGAAUACAAAACAAAACCAGACACCAAAAUUCUAGUCAUGAUCAGAUUUGCCUUCAUCGGUGGAGUUUUUCAAAAGUUUCUUGAAUUCUGCAAUAUUUUUAAAGUUGUGUUAUGGCCAAAUGUCCAAGUGAAAUAAGUGAGAAGCCCCAAAUUAAUGGUAGUCUUUGCCAAAGUUGAAAGAGAAUUUAAAGGACCAAGAUAAACAGUGAUAUAUUUAAUGCACAAAGAUAUUGUUUUUCAUGAUCUAUGUUCAUACAGUUUAUGUGACACUAGAUGUACUUCAAUAAUGUUGUCUAGACAAGAUCCUUUUAUUUCGAGUAUAGAUAUACACACAAAUCCAUUUAAGGAGCAAAUUUAUUAUAAAAUAUUAGUAAAUAGCUUGUAAGAGAUUUAUUUUGUAUUUUCACUAAUUAUUGUGUUUAUGUGAUCUACAAAGAAGGAGAAGAGAUUCUGUAUGUGUGGUUAUUUACAAGCAAAGCAUUUGAUGUAUUGAGGAACUUAAACAUCCCAAUUUGAGAUUUGGACCUAGUCCAGUUAAUUGACUCCUACAGGAACACUUUUGUGAAGCAAUUGAGUAUUUGCAAUGCAUCAUUGUUUUUCUAGCAUGAGAUAUUUUAUUUCUUUUUAUUUCUAUUUUGAAAGUGUAUGCUCUUGCCUUAAUUAAAUACAAACUCUUGCUGUCAUUGAUCACAUUGACUACUUCAGUUUGAUACCACAGUAUCUGUCAUGCUAAAUAUACAGUGCCUUAAUGUGUAUGGUUUGGUUAAUAGGGAGCUAAUCAUUUCUAAUCAUCAUAUCUUCCUUUACACAAUUUGGAUAUUGAUGAAUGGUUUAUAAUCAUGAUUUAAAAAUGAUCUUCUGUGUAUCAUGUAUUGUAAGUCUUCAGUUUUAAAACUGAAAAAGGACACAUCAUUAGCACACUUAAGACUUACACUUAUGUAUGUAUUUUGAGUAUCAGUUGAAAUUUAAUUGUUAUUAUUUUAUCCUAUUUAAAUGGGUUUAAAGAUAUAUGAGAAUAUGGAGAACUGGGAAGGACAUGGUGUAGAGGACAUUCACUACUAUGAGUUCUGGUGUGUUGCCAAAACCUCAGAUGUAUGGUCUUCUGGCCAAGCGCCUGUGGGUUCACAUUGUUGGUACAUUCAUUGUGGCCCUGGGAGUUACUGCUUCCUGUAAGUUUGGCACGGCUGAACCCAGAAAGAAGGCAUAUGCAAAUUUCUACAGGAAUUACAACUCCAUGGAGGACUUUGAAGAGAUGAGGAAGACUGGCAUCUUCCGGAGUGGGAAGCAACUUCAGAAUGUAUAGAAUUCUUUGGAUUGCACUCAAUAGAAGUUCAUUGCUGACCUGUGUUCCUGAACUAUGAAGCAUGAAUAUGUGGGCUAAGGAGUAGUUUAUCUCAAUAAACAAUUAACAAUUAUAUGGACAAAAAUAACAUAUAUGAGAAUAUAAACACAUUAAUUUAGUCUCUUAAAUUUUCUAAGAAUAAGAAACAAUGUAAGCUAUAUGUAAAUGUAAAAUUUCUAUUACUUUUGUUAAAAAGGUUUUGGCAUUAUGCUAAUAAUUAUUCAGUGUGUAAUUUAGAUACCUUUAAAGAGUGAAAACUUCUGUAUUUUCAUGUUAAAUUGAUUUUUUCCUUAAAAAUGACUAGUCUUUCAUAAAAUUGUUAAUUAUCAGCUACUAGAGAAUAUUAUGUUGUAGAUCAUUUUUUUUUUUUAUCUAGGAUGGAUUCAUUGGGAGUACGUAUAAAUUUCCUUUUUAGCUGCCCUAUUUUCUGUGUUAUUUCUUGAUAACUUUUUCUCCUGUUACUAUUAUCUAGUUCAGUGUAUUUAAUCUUUUGACUAGUCUCUCUUUUUACGUGUCCCACUUUUCUAUUUUAUUAAUAAAUUUUGUUCUUUGGCAA